Triplophysa dalaica is the source of this 1999-nucleotide messenger RNA. It is a transcript of the gene klf11a, whose product is annotated as Kruppel like factor 11a. Lineage: Eukaryota; Metazoa; Chordata; Actinopteri; Cypriniformes; Nemacheilidae. Gene Ontology annotation, molecular function: RNA polymerase II cis-regulatory region sequence-specific DNA binding; DNA-binding transcription factor activity, RNA polymerase II-specific. Gene Ontology annotation, biological process: regulation of transcription by RNA polymerase II. The transcript has 4 exons. The coding region runs from base 109 to 1560 and encodes 483 amino acids. The record is from RefSeq and is a predicted model, not a curated record.
UGAGGUCGGACCUUGCUGUAAAAAAGUGGUAAGACUUAUGUGUCCAGGGUUUGCUCAGCGGUGUCACCCAGUCUUCCCGUCUCGGCUCUGCUUUUGGGAGAUUUACGCAUGCUGAAUUUUGACCCCAGCCGGUCCAGUCUUGUGGACAUCUGUGAGGUGAUGAUGGAGAGAAACCGGCAUGACAGUGAGAAGUCUUGCUCCUCCACUCUGGAAUACAAUGACCUGGAGGCUGCAGAGGCUUUGGUAUGCAUGAGCUCCUGGGUCCAGAGGACGCACAAGCCUCGCCCACUGACGCCCACGUCAGACUCCUGUGAUUCUCUCCCAUUGCAGACUGAAAUCAUUGAGUCCCCUAAAGACCUCGUCUCCCUUUCUUCAUUGUGCAUGACCCCUCCCCAUAGCCCAAGCUUUGCUGAAACUUCAGGCACAGCCGUUCUAGGUACCUCAGUGGCAGGCUUGGGUCUCAAACCCGUCCUGUCACAGUCCAGGCUUUGCUCACCCUUGACGAACAGGGCUACAUGUCACGUCAGCCUGCAUCCUCCUACCACAGUUAUGCUCAACGCAUCUUCAGACCAGCCCUUAAUCCGCAGAGCCACCAGCGUUAUACGACACACUGCUGACAGCUCCGUAGACCACGACAUUCCAACACCGGCUACUGGGAAAGAAAUGCAGUAUUCUACCGAAAACCCUUUACAGCAUACAGAACCUGGUAGCAACCCCACGGCAAAUCAGCAAAACUGCAAAAGCCCACAUGAUCUUGCAGGAACCGAAAGGACUGCCCCCUCCCCUGACUCCACAGUCCCUGUUAUCGCCACAUCACUGUCUGUCUCCCAGGCCAUCCCGCAGUCCCCCAUCUCUAGCCCCCCUGUCCUCUGUCAGGUGUUUCCUGUCAAUGGGCAGACGGGAAUCAUCUCUGCAUUUGUUCAGACCCCGGUACAGAUGCAGGCGUCUGGCUCAAAGCCCAUUCUUCCACAGGCUUCCCCUCUAUCUCAGUCUCUUCUGGUCGGCUCUCCUGUAGCUCAGGGUACUGUGAUGUUUGUCGUUCCCCAGUCCCAGGUUUCUCAGGCCUCCUCCUGUCAGCAAAGUAUAGUUACUCUUGGGAACACUAAGCUUCUGCCGCUGGCUCCUGCUCCGGUCUAUAUGCCAACGGGUCAGAGCGGCGGAGUAACGCAGUCUGACUUCUCUCGCAGACGGAACUACGUCUGCAACUUCCAAGGAUGCAAGAAGACUUACUUUAAAAGUUCCCACCUGAAAGCACAUCUAAGAACCCACACAGGUGAGAAACCCUUUAGCUGUCAUUGGGAAGGCUGUGAUAAAAAAUUUGCACGCUCAGAUGAACUUUCCAGACACCGCCGAACACACACGGGUGAAAAAAAGUUUGUCUGUCCCGUGUGCGAUCGCCGCUUCAUGAGAAGCGACCACCUGACCAAACAUGCCCGGCGUCACAUGACAACCAAGAGGUCAGCAACAUGGCCUAAUGAAGUUCGCGAUCUUAACAAAGUGUCGGCUUCCCAGGCGCCAUCUUCCCUUCCCCUUAGUGUUCUUCUUCCUUCCUCAAACUAGAUUGAGACCACUCACCUCAGGACAAUAUCCCACUGUCCAUUUACAGGGGAAAUAUUAGAAAACCAAGGCUGCUACACAUCCAUGUACAUAAAACAAAAUGACAUUGCACUGGAUUUUUAUUUUAAUCAUCCUUGUUUAUAAGGAAUUCUUGUUUACUUUUAUAUAAGUUAUGUCUCCCGGUAUGUAUUUACUCCUUUUGCCAAAGUCUUUGCAUCGGUUCAUCUGUUACUUAUUCUUUACUCUUGUAUAUUUGUAUAUAAAUAUCGCUAUCUAUAUGAAUGUAACGUGUAUUCAAACUUGCAUUUAUUGUUGAUAUAUGAAUAAAUGUUAUUGAUGUUACUUCUGUUAUUUGGACAGUAUUCCUGUAUGCGAAACUACCUGCAAUAUUCCAUAUUAUUUAAGAAUAAACAUUUCUAGUAUAACUAGAUCAUUUGUUUUA